This is a messenger RNA of Torulaspora delbrueckii, 360 nucleotides long. RefSeq lists its product as uncharacterized. Bases 1 to 360 code for a protein of 119 amino acids. Lineage: Eukaryota; Fungi; Ascomycota; Saccharomycetes; Saccharomycetales; Saccharomycetaceae. The transcript is spliced from 2 exons. The record is from RefSeq and is a predicted model, not a curated record.
AUGUGGGGGCUAUUCCAUUUCAAGAUUGGGUUUUGGUUGGUCGUGAUCUGUAUAUCUCUGCUAUUCGUCUAUUGGAGAAGAAGAAGAAUCAGUAAUGCAAUUAGCCUUAAUGACUCCUUUGGUGAGGAUCUAGAAUCGGGCUUCAGCUCUAGGAACUUUGAUCUCAUCUCACAGAAUGAUGAUGACACAAGAGCAGGUUUGGAUGACAUCUCCAAAGAAGAGAUAAGGCAGAUUAUGGAGCAGGACAAUCUUGAUUUCGACAAGGCACGGCUGCUUUAUAUGGAAAGAAAGUUUGGUCAAAAUGGAAUCGCUCCUGAUGGAAGGCCAAUGGAUCCUAAGGCAGUUACGUUUGGCAAAUAG